AUGAAGGGGCUGCCCCACAGGGAACCACGCAUAGUGCUGGGGGCCGAGGGCUGGGGGUCAGCCCUGGACAGCUGCGCGCCCAGGGAAACACUCCAUUGCAAGUUGGUGCCACUGACCCACACGAGGAACCACCACCUUAAACUGAUGGUAAAGCACCUGCAGCUGUCGGGCACCACACUAGGCAAGGGGCGGGGCCAUGACCUGGAAGCUCCUGUGGCUCUUGUCCCCGCCCCCCAUCCAGGGCAGACCCACUUCCAAGCCCCUCUCUGGCUCCUGCAACCCCCACAAAGGGCUGUUCCCUGGCUAGAGUGGUCCAUGUGGGAUGCCCUCCCUGCUCCUCCCCAGCUCCCCCCAACUCGUGCUACCUCCCUGGGUCCUGGGGAUAUCAGCGCCCCUUCCAUUUGCGAAUAUAGUUAA
Rangifer tarandus platyrhynchus (Svalbard reindeer) is the source of this 417-nucleotide messenger RNA. The record is from the annotation of a GenBank genome assembly. NCBI's taxonomy places the organism in Eukaryota, Metazoa, Chordata, Mammalia, Artiodactyla, Cervidae.